Messenger RNA from Salarias fasciatus (jewelled blenny), 1263 nucleotides. RefSeq names its product collagen alpha-3(VI) chain-like. Bases 34 to 1263 code for a protein of 409 amino acids. Lineage: Eukaryota; Metazoa; Chordata; Actinopteri; Blenniiformes; Blenniidae. The record is from RefSeq and is a predicted model, not a curated record. The transcript has 3 exons.
GGUUCUGAUGGCUCAAGGAAUGGCUUCCCUGCCAUGCGCGAGUUUGUUGAGCGAGAGGUGGAGAAACUGAAUGUGGGAGACAACAAGGACCGUGUCUCUGUGGUGCAGUACAGCCGAGACGCGGAGGUCCAUUUCUAUCUGAACACAUACAACACAAAAGAGGAUGUUGUUGAUUCCAUCAGAGGGCUCAGACACAGAGGAGGAAGACCCCUGAACACCGGGGCCGCCCUCCAGUAUGUCAGGGACAACGUCUUUACUAACUCCUCAGGGAGCAGGCGUACGCAAGGUGUUCCACAAAUGUUGAUCCUGCUGACCGGGGGACGGUCCUCUGACAAUGUCGACAGCCCAGCCUCUGCCCUCAAGCAGCAGGGCAUCUUUGUCACGGGCAUUGGCACCAGGGGCUCUGACAGUGGAGAGCUGCAGAAGAUAUCGUAUGAACCGGAGUAUGCUCUGUCAGUGUCGGACUUCAACGACCUCCCCAGUGUCCAGGAACAGCUGUCCACUGUCUUGAGCAAAGUUGUAGUGAGGGCCACGCCCUUGACACCAACGGUGACCGUGGUGAGAGGAGCACCAGGAAGGGAUGUUGUGUUCUUGCUGGAUGGCUCUGACGGUACUAGAACUGGAUUCCCAGCUAUGCGAGACUUUGUUGAAAGAGUAGUGCAGACACUCAGUGUGGAUGACAACAAAGACCGCGUGUCAGUGGUUCAGUACAGCAGAGACCCAGCUGUCCAGUUCUACCUGAACACGUAUCCAACAAAGAGCCAGAUCCUUGACACCGUCAGAGGUUUGAGGCACAAAGGCGGACGACCGCUCAACACUGGAGCCGCUCUGCAGUACUUGAGGGAUAACGUCUUCACGGCCUCUGCUGGAAGCAGGCGCCUGGACGGCGUUCCACAGCUCCUGAUUCUGCUGAAUGGCGGCAGGUCGUUUGACAGUGUGGAUGCGCCAGCCUCUGCCCUCAAACAGUUGGGCGUGUCCACCUUUGCAAUCGGAACCAGGGGCUCUGAUAGCAGAGAACUGCAGAGGAUAUCUCAGGACCCAAGUCGUGCUCUGGCUGUGUCUGACUUUACUGACCUCCCCGAUGUCCAACAGCAACUGCAGACUUUGGUGGAGUCUGUGGCAACGGACGUCCUCCCAGGAGCACCAACUGCACCUGCUGACACUGCCAAAAGGGACAUUGUAUUCCUCUGGAUGGUUCUGAUGGCUCAAGGAAUGGCUUCCCUGCCAUGCGCGAGUUUGUUGAGCGAGAGGUGGAGAAACUGA